CAGAUGGAUAGGGUAAGAAUGUUCUUGGCUGAAGACCCGUAUGUUCAGCACCUUGGACAGCGCGUGCUGAACGCUCAUGGGAUUUGAAGUCAUUUUUGCGCGGCCGAGCGUCACUGGAGACCGUUUAGAACUACAAGUCCCAUGAUUCCUUGCGCGGCGCCGCUUUCUCCGCUGGUCGGCAUAAUCGGAAACGGGCCACAAGGCGUCGUAGUAACCAAGCCGAAUGGCUUACUAGAAACCAGAAAUCAUAUUCUCCAAAAUAUUACGUCAAUAACUCAACUCAAAGCGCCUUUACUCCCUCAACGCUGCGCUGAGUUCGCGGUGGAGGGAUUAAUCCACCUAAACCAGCUCGCGCAGCUCUUUUCCUCCGUUUAAGAAUGAGGAUAUUUGUAUCUCACACCCGGUUGCUGAUGAUUCAGUGAUCCGGAUCACGCGAGGAAUGGAAGAGUUUGCUUGAGGAUCACCGGGAAUUGAAGAUCUCCAGGCGAAAGUUGAAGAGCAUGAAGACGUUUUUGGGGAAGGUCUGAUCAGCGGCGCGAUGCUGGGCGGUCGAGAAUCGUCUGACGGCUGAAAUUGUGGAGGUUUUCUGAAAUCCUGGAGGCAAACACGCCGACUUCUGCCCUUUAGAGAAGAUUAAUAGCACGAUGGCUUUGAGCUUUGCCUCCUCGGUGAAGACCUGAAGUCUCUGCAGCCCUUUAAAGACGUCCAGACCUCAGUGUGUUGAAGGUGUCCAGCGUGUUGUAGAUGCUUUUGGAUCAAGAUCAACUGCUAGAGUUGUUUUUAACGGUAAUGCACAGAUCAGCGUGCUUUUUAAAGGCUUUUAUACUCUGGAAACUCAUGCAAUGGCUGGUAGGUGUGACCAACUAUUUCAGUAUGAACAUUUGUAAUCACUCUUGACUGCAUCCCCUUUAAUCUGGAUCCAAAUUUCAGCAUUUUCCCAUCAUUUUAGCCUGAUUUCUUCAUGCCACCCAUUGGGAUCUUCAGACACCCUUCCCUGUACAGGUGACCCAGCUUGUGUUCCAGUUAUGAUGCCCGUGCUGCAUGCAUGAACUUCAAGAGGGCGUUGAAUGGUGGCAGUGCCUUAGGGUUGGUGUUGCCUAGUGGUUAAAGAUCUGAACCGGUGUCUAAAAGGCUGUAGGUUCCAACCCUACAAGAGGUGACCCAUCACCAUUGUGUCUUCGACACCCAAAGAAAGUCCACUAAAUGACACUUUUGUGAAUGAUAGACCAUUGCAGAUCCCGAGAGCAUGGCAGAUAAGACGGCUCCCCGCUGUCAGCUGAGGCUGGAGUGGAUUCAUGGAUACAGAGGCCAUCAGUGCAGGAAUAACCUGUACUACACCGCGGGGAAGGAGAUCGUGUAUUUCGUGGCUGGAGUCGGAGUGGUUUACAACACCAGAGAUCACACACAGAAGUUUUACUUGGGACACAACGACGACAUCAUUAGUCUAGCGCUGCAUCCGGAUAAGAUCCAGGUGGCCACAGGUCAGGUUGGGAAGGAUCCGUAUAUCUGCGUGUGGGACUCGUACGCUCUGACCACCGUGUCCAUCCUCAGAGACGUUCACACGCACGGUGUGGCCUGUCUGGCCUUCGACACCGACGGCCAGCGUUUAGCGUCUGUGGGACUUGAUGCCAAAAACACGGUGUGCGUGUGGGACUGGAAAAAGGGGCGUGUCUUAGCCACCGCCACGGGACAUUCUGAUAGGAUCUUUGAUAUUUCCUGGGACCCGUUUGUGCUGCACAGACUGGUGAGCUGCGGAGUCAAGCACAUUAAAUUUUGGACAUUAUGUGGAAAUGCAUUGACACCAAAACGAGGGAUCUUUGGAAAGACGGGGGACCUGCAAACCAUCCUCUGCUUGGCAACGGCGAAAGAUGAAGUGACGUAUUCUGGAGCUCUAAAUGGAGACAUUUACGUGUGGAAGGGGCUCAACCUGACGAGAACGAUACAGGCGGCCCAUGGAGCAGGGAUCUUCAGCAUGCAUUCAUGUGAAGAAGGCUUCGCCACCGGUGGGCGGGACGGAUGUGUGAGGCUGUGGGACGUGGAUUUCAAACCCAUCACCAAGAUUGACCUCCGGGAGGCAGAACAGGGUUAUAAAGGUCUGUCCAUCCGCAGCGUGUGUUGGAGGGCUGACAGGAUCCUGGCAGGAACUCAAGACAGCGAGAUCUUCGAGGUGAUGGUGAGAGACCGAGAUAAACCGCUGCUGAUCAUGCAGGGUCAUUCAGAGGGGGAGCUCUGGGCCCUCGACCUGCAUCCCAAACAACCGCUGGCCGUCACAGGCAGCGACGAUCGAUCCGUACGACUGUGGAGUUUGUCCGAACACACGCUGAUCGCUCGCUGUAACAUGGAAGAGGCCGUUCGCAGCGUUUCCUUCAACAACGACGGUUCCCAGCUGGCUCUCGGCAUGAAGGACGGCUCCUUCACUGUUCUUCGUGUCAGGGACAUGACGGAGGUGGUCCACAUCAAGGACAGGAAGGAGGUCAUUCACGAGCUCAAGUUCUCACCCGAUGGCUCUUAUUUGGCCGUGGGCUCAAACGACGGGCUUGUGGACAUCUACGCUGUGGCCCAACGCUAUAAGAAAGUGGGAGAGUGCAACAAGUCCACCUGCUUCAUAACACACCUGGACUGGUCCGUGGACAGCCGCUUCCUGCAGACCAACGAUGGAGCUGGAGAACGAUUCUUCUACAGGAUGCCAACCGGUAAAUUCCUGCCGAAGGAGGAAGCCAAAGGAAUCCAUUGGAUGACGUGGACCUGUGUUCUUGGAACUGAGGUCAACGGAAUCUGGCCUAAAUAUUCCAACGUGAACGACAUCAAUUCUGUGGAUGCAAACUACGGCAGUGCAGUGCUGGUGACGGGCGACGACUUCGGCCUCGUCAAACUCUUCCGAUUCCCUUGUCUUAAAAAAGCUGCCAAAUUCAAGAAAUACAUCGGCCACUCUGCCCAUGUGACCAAUGUGCGCUGGUCACAUGACCUGCAGUGGGUUCUGAGCACGGGCGGAGCCGAUCACUCCGUCUUCCAGUGGAGGUUUCUGCCGGAGGGAGUCAUGAACGGAGUUCUGAAGCCGCUGCUGCAAGAGAGCUACGCCGACUCUAACAGCGGCGACUCUGACUCUGACCUCUCCGACGUUCCCGAGCUGGACUCAGACAUCGAACAGGAGGCCCAGAUGAACUACGAGCGUCAGGUGUAUAAGGAAGAUCUUCCUCAGCUCAAGAAGAGACUGGCUGGAUCUCUGAAGAGGCAGAAAGCUCCGGACGAGGGGCUGCGUCUGCAGUUCGUCCAUGGGUACAGGGGCUGCGACUGCAGGAAUAAUCUGUUCUACACUCAGGCCGGUGAGGUGGUGUAUCAUGUGGCGGCUGUGGCGGUGGUGUAUAACAGACAGCAGCACACGCAGCGCUUUUACCUCGGUCAUGACGACGAUAUCCUGAGCCUCACUGUGCAUCCGCUCAAAGAUUACGUGGCCACCGGACAGGUGGGUCGAGAUCCAGCCAUCCAUGUGUGGGACAUCCAGACACUCAAGUGUUUAUCUCUGCUGAAGGGUCAACAUCAGCGCGGGGUUUGUGCUCUGGAGUUCACAGCGGACGGCAAGAGUUUAGUGUCUGUGGGAAUCGACGAAGAUCAUGACUUUGUGGUGAAAGGAAACCCGUUCCGCAUGGACAAACUGCUGACGGUGGGAUUGAAACACAUCAAGUUCUGGCUGCACACAGGAGGAGGUUUAACAUUUAAAAGAGGCAUUUUCGGGAAUCUCGGUAGGCAGGAGACCAUGAUGUCCGCCUGCUACGGACGCUCGGAGGAUCUGGUGUUUUCUGGGGCGACGACGGGUGACGUGUACAUCUGGAAAGACACGACGCUCAUGAAGAGCAUCAAAGCUCACGACGGGCCCGUGUUUGCCAUGUGCUCUCUGGAUAAGGGUUUUGUGACGGGGGGUAAAGAUGGAGUUGUUGAGCUGUGGGACGACAUGUUCGAGAGAUGUCUGAAGACGUACGCCAUCAAGAGGGCAGCGCUCUCGCCUUCAUCUAAGGGACUGCUGUUAGAGGACAACCCGUCCAUCAGAGCGAUCACUCUGGGACACGGACACAUUCUGGUCGGCACCAAAAACGGAGAGAUCCUGGAGAUCGACAAGAGCGGCCCCAUGACUUUACUCGUACAGGGUCAUAUGGAGGGGGAAGUCUGGGGCCUCGCGGCUCAUCCGCUGCUGCCCAUCUGUGCCACUGUGAGUGACGACAAAACGCUGCGCAUCUGGGAGCUUUCAGCCAACCAUCGCAUGGUGGCCGUCCGGAAACUUAAGAAAGGUGGUCGAUGCUGUGCCUUCUCGCCAGACGGAAAAGCCUUAGCGGUGGGUCUAAACGACGGCAGCUUCCUGGUGGUGAAUGCAGACACGCUGGAGGACAUGGUGACCUUUCACCACAGGAAGGAGAUCAUCUCUGACAUCAGGUUCUCUCAAGAUGCUGGAAAAUACCUCGCUGUGGCCUCCCACGACUCAUUUGUGGACAUUUAUAAUGUUCUGAGCAGUAAGCGGGUGGGAAUCUGUAAAGGAGCGUCCAGCUGUAUCACACAUGUGGACUGGGACGUCCGCGGAAAACUGCUUCAAGUCAACACUGGUGCCAAAGAGCAGCUAUUUUUUGAGGCUCCACGUGGAAGACGACAAACUAUCAGCAGUUUAGAGUUUGAGAAGAUGGAUUGGGCCUCAUGGACGUCAGUGCUGGGUCCCACCUGUGAGGGCAUCUGGCCGACACUCAGCUUCGUCAACGCCUCUUCACUUACCAAAGACAAGAAGCUGCUGGCCACCGGAGACGACUUCGGCUUCGUCAAGCUCUUCAGCUUCCCCUGCAAGGGUCAGUUUGCCAAGUUUAAAAAGUACGUGGCUCACAGUGCCAAUGUGACGAGCGUACGAUGGUCCAAUGACGACGCGAUGUUGCUGUCAGUGGGCGGAGCUGACACCGCCCUCAUGAUCUGGGCGAGAGAGGGGAUUGGUCCACGCGAGAGCAAAGCCGUGGACAGCGAGGAAUCAGACGACGACGCUGAAGAGGAUGGAGGGUACGACAGUGACGUCGCUCGGGAAAAGAACAUGGAUUACACGACGAAGAUCUACGCUGUCAGUAUAAGACAAAUGACAGGCGUGAAACCGCACCAACUACAGAAGGAGAUCCCAGUGGAUGAGCGGCCUCCAGUGAGUCGAGCCACGCCGUUACCUGACAAACUGGUGAAGAACAACGUCACAAAGAAGAAGAAAAUCGUGGAGGAACUGUCUCUGGAUCACGUGUUUGGCUACAGGGGCUUUGACUGUCGAAACAACCUUCACUACCUCAAUGAUGGAGCAGACAUCAUCUUCCACACGGCCGCCGCUGCUGUUAUUCAGAACCUCUCUGCUGGAACUCAGAGCUUUUAUCUGGAGCAUACGGAUGACAUCCUCUGUCUGACUGUCAAUCAACAUCCCAAAUAUCUCAACAUCAUCGCCACCGGUCAGAUCGGCGACAUCACCGAUCUGCCAGGCCUGGCGCCGUCUAUUCACGUGUGGGACGCCAUGAACAAACAGACGCUGUCAGUGCUGCGCUGCUCUCACGCUAAAGGGAUCGGAUACGUCAACUUCAGCGCCACGGGAAAACUGCUGUUGUCUGUGGGAGUGGAUCCGGAGCACACCAUCACUGUGUGGAGAUGGCAGGAAGGCUCUAGGGUUUGCAGUAAAGGCGGUCACAGCGACCGGAUCUUCGUGGUGGAGUUCAGGCCGGACUCGGACACUCAGUUUGUGUCGGUGGGAAUCAAACACAUCAAGUUCUGGACGCUGGUGGGAGGCUCUCUGCUUUAUAAGAAAGGAGUGAUCGGAGCGGUGGAGGACGGACGCAUGCAGACCAUGCUCUCUGUAGCGUUUGGAGCCAAUAACCUGACGUUCACGGGGGCCAUAAACGGUGACGUGUACGUGUGGCGAGAGCAUUUCCUGGUGCGUGUGGUGGCUAAAGCUCAUACAGGACCAGUGUUCACCAUGUACACCACGCUCCGAGACGGACUCAUCGUGACCGGAGGCAAAGAGAGACCGACUAAAGAGGGCGGCGCUGUGAAACUGUGGGAUCAGGAAAUGAAGAGAUGCAGAGCAUUUCAGCUGGAGACAGGGCUUCCUGUCGAGACGGUCAGAUCUGUGUGCAGAGGAAAGGGAAAGAUCUUGGUGGGAACGAAGGAUGGCGAGAUCAUCGAGGUUGGAGAGAAGAACGCCGCCUCCAACACCAUGAUAAACGGACACACACAGGGGCGCAUCUGGGGUCUGGCCACACACCCCUCCAAAGACGUCUUCAUUUCCGCCAGCGAUGAUGGAACCAUCCGCAUCUGGGACCUGGCUGAUAAGAAACUCCUGAACAAAGUCAGUCUGGGUCAUCCGGCGAAGUGCACGGCGUACAGUCAGAACGGUGAGAUGGUGUCCAUCGGGAUGGAGAACGGAGAGUUCAUCGUGCUGCUGGUGAAUUCACUGACCGUAUGGGGCAAGAAGAGAGACCGCAGCGUGGCCAUCCAGGACAUUCGGUUCAGCUCUGAUAACCGGCUGUUGGCCGUCGGCUCGGUGGAGUGCGCUGUCGAUUUCUAUGAUCUGACUCUGGGGCCGUCUCUCAACCGGAUCGGCUACUGCAAAGAUAUUCCUGGAUUUGUGAUCCAGCUGGACUUCUCUGCCGACAGCAAAUACAUUGAGGUCUCUACCGGUUCAUAUAAGCGUCAGGUUCAUGAGGUUCCCAGCGGGAAGAUCGUCACAGAACAAGCCCUGAUUGACCGGAUCACAUGGGCGACCUGGACCAGUGUUCUGGGUGACGAGGUUCUGGGCAUCUGGCCGCGUAACGCAGAGAAGGCAGACGUGAACUGCGCCUGUGUUUCUCACGCCGGGCUCAACGUGGCCACCGGAGAUGAUUUUGGACUCGUGAAGCUCUUCGACUUCCCCUGCUCCGAGAAAUUUGCCGAACACAAGCAUUAA
Molecule: messenger RNA, 6940 nt
Organism: Sinocyclocheilus rhinocerous
Lineage: Eukaryota; Metazoa; Chordata; Actinopteri; Cypriniformes; Cyprinidae
Product: echinoderm microtubule-associated protein-like 6
Molecular function (GO): microtubule binding
Source: RefSeq, a predicted model, not a curated record